AGUAGAGACUGGGUUUCACCAUGUUGGCCAGGCUGGUCUCGAACUCCUGACCUUGUGAUCUGCCCUCAACCUCCCAAAGUGCUGGGAUUACAGGUGUGAGCCACUGCGCCCGGCAGUCACACGUGUCUUAUUUGUCACCUCCAUUGUGGAGCAGUUGGCCCACCUUCCGAGGAGUAGGUCCCCUCAUCCCAACUGCAGCCCUACCCCUGGGGGUUCCACUCUGUGUGGGAAUGCCCCUUGUGCCCAGCCCUGGCGCCUUCUUAGGGCGGGAGGUUUUGCUGUCCUUCAUGGAGUUACAAGAGCGGUCAGGGGCCUCCACCCCAGGGUGUGGAUGAGUGGGCUGGGCUUGGUUGUCAGAGCCAAGGUGGCUGCAGCAGGGUCUUCCUCACCCUAAGGUGGCUGUAGAGGCCAUGCAGGGCCGUGCUAGGUGAGGGGAGGAGGGGGUGUGUCUGCCGCAAGAAGGGAGCUGCAGCCGGUAGGAACUUGAACCGCAGAGAGCACUGGGUCAGCCUGUGGGGGGCGGCAAGCAGUGGUCAGGGAAGGCUUCCUGGAGGAGGUGACAUCCUCAUAGGCCUGAGCCCAGGAAGGCUGUGAGAAGGCGAACGGACUUGCAUGGGGGUUUUAGGUGCCCCCCCAACCCCCGUGACUCCAUUUACCAGCGGCUGCGGCGGAGGUCGUCCAAUAUGCUGGAGCUGCGCCAGAGCGGGGGUGGGGGUCCGCACUGAGACGCGGUGCUCGCUGGAGGCGGUUCCUGUCCGGGGUGUGCGUCCGCGUGCAGGGUGCGCGCGUGUCUUGGCCGCGCGUGGCGGCGUGUGCGGCAGGGGCGGGCAGGCGGGCGACUCGGUGACGCGGCCCAAGCGCGGCGCCGAGCGGAGCGGGCGGAGCGGGCCGGCUGGGGCGGAGCGGAGUCGUCCGCAGAGCAGCCCCUCCCGGCCGCGGCCGCCGACCCCGGCCCCCGGCCCGGCUCUAUGGACAGGAGCUCCCUGCUGCAGCUCAUCCAGGAGCAGGUGCGUCGCGGGGUGGUCUGGGGAGCUGGCACCGCCCCCAAUGCGGCCCUCCUGCCGCUGAGCUGAGCUUGUGCAGGACUGAGCUCCCCGAGAGCCCCGCUCGGCACCCACCCCAUCCCUGCACGACCUUGGCUCCUAUGUCUGGGACCCCAGGAGACGGCUGACUGGACCAGGGCUCCUGGCUGGAGAAGGGAGAGUCGGGGGAAGGAAGGGAGGGAGGGAGGGAGAUUGGGCAGCUGGCUGGUCUUGGACCUUGGCCCUCCCCUUCCAGGAUGGGUAGGGUGGAAGACGGGGUAACAGCUGAGGAGCUGGAGGACUGGGACCCAGGCACCAGUGCCCUGCCAGCUCUUGGGAUCAAGCAGGGUCCCAGGGAACAGGCAGGCACGGGGCCCCUGUCCCAAAAGUGCUGGGAGCCUGAGCCUGAUGCUCCCAGCCAGUCUGGCCCAGCCCUUUGGUUCAGGGGUCGGGCACACACUCAGGCCUUGGCUGGCGGCUCCUCACUGCAGCAGCUGGACCCCGAGAACACAGGCUUCAUCGGUGCGGACACCUUCGCUGGCCUGGUGCACAGCCAUGAGCUGCCCCUGGACCCGGCCAAGCUGGACAUGCUGGUGGCCCUGGCUCAGAGCAACGAGCAGGGCCAGGUCUGCUACCAGGAGCUGGUGGACCUGAUCAGCAGUAAGCGCUCCAGCAGCUUCAAGCGGGCCAUUGCUAAUGGACAGCGGGCACUGCCCCGGGACGGGCUGCUGGAUGAGCCAGGCCUAGGUGUCUACAAGCGGUUUGUGCGUUACGUGGCCUAUGAGAUCCUGCCCUGCGAGGUGGACCGCCGCUGGUACUUCUACCGUCACCGCAGCUGCCCACCCCCCGUGUUCAUGGCCUCGGUCACCCUUGCCCAGAUCAUCGUGUUCCUGUGCUACGGGGCCCGCCUCAACAAGUGGGUGCUGCAGACCUACCACCCCGAGUACAUGAAGAGCCCCCUCGUGUACCACCCUGGGCACCGUGCCCGUGCCUGGCGCUUCCUCACCUACAUGUUCAUGCACGUUGGGCUGGAGCAGCUGGGGUUCAACGCUCUCCUGCAGCUGAUGAUCGGGGUGCCCCUGGAGAUGGUGCACGGCCUGCUCCGCAUCAGCCUGCUCUACCUGGCAGGCGUGCUGGCAGGCUCCCUAACCGUCUCCAUCACCGACAUGCGGGCCCCGGUGGUGGGAGGCUCCGGCGGGGUCUACGCCCUCUGCUCAGCACACCUGGCCAACGUCGUCAUGAACUGGGCUGGGAUGAGAUGUCCCUACAAGUUGCUGAGGAUGGUGCUGGCCUUGGUGUGCAUGAGCUCCGAGGUGGGCCGGGCCGUGUGGCUGCGCUUCUCCCCGCCGCUGCCCGCCUCGGGCCCGCAGCCCAGCUUCAUGGCGCACCUGGCGGGCGCGGUGGUGGGGGUGAGCAUGGGCCUGACCAUCCUGCGUAGCUACGAGGAGCGCCUGCGGGACCAGUGUGGCUGGUGGGUGGUGCUGCUGGCCUACGGCACCUUCCUGCUCUUCGCCGUCUUCUGGAACGUCUUCGCCUACGACCUGCUGGGCGCCCACAUCCCCCCACCGCCCUGACCGGCUACCUGAGGCUGCAUAGGCCAGGGCUCGGCAUGUGGUGGCCGCCCACCAGGGGCCUUCACGUCUGCCCUUUGUGAACGGACAUCUCAGGGCUGCUGUGCCCCUUGGGUGUGGGUGGCCUCAGAGGAGACCCUGUCCCAGCCACACCCCUACCCCCAGGACUUGCAGUCUGAGCCUUUUUGGAUAAUUAAUAAAUAUUUUACACAGCA
Messenger RNA from Rhinopithecus roxellana (golden snub-nosed monkey), 2808 nucleotides. RefSeq names its product rhomboid like 1 (gene RHBDL1). Bases 1280 to 2596 code for a protein of 438 amino acids. NCBI's taxonomy places the organism in Eukaryota, Metazoa, Chordata, Mammalia, Primates, Cercopithecidae. The transcript is spliced from 7 exons. Gene Ontology annotation, cellular component: membrane. The record is from RefSeq and is a predicted model, not a curated record. Gene Ontology annotation, molecular function: serine-type endopeptidase activity.